Molecule: messenger RNA, 852 nt
Organism: Colletotrichum chrysophilum
Lineage: Eukaryota; Fungi; Ascomycota; Sordariomycetes; Glomerellales; Glomerellaceae
Exons: 1
Coding region: 1-852 (283 amino acids)
Source: RefSeq, a predicted model, not a curated record
AUGAAGACCACUGUCGUUCUUUCCGCCCUUCUCGGCCUCUCCUCCGCUCACUACACCUUCGACAAGCUCCUUGUCAACGGUGCUCAGCAGGGUGGUGACAACACCUACAUCCGCAAGCACCAGAACACCUAUAUGCCCACCAAGUUCAAGAGCAUCCCCUCCGGAUCCAUCGCCCCCACCGAUGCCGACUUCACCUGCAACAAGGGAUCCACCGGCGCCGCCUCCGUCAUGAAGGUCAAGGCCGGCGACAAGGUCGGCCUCAAGCAGGCCUUCGGCGGCACCGGCAUGCUCCACCCCGGCCCUACCCAGGUCUACAUGAGCCCCGUCACCGACGCCAAGACCGACAAGGGCAGCCAGUGGUACAAGGUCAGCCAGUCCCUGCUCUGCAAGGCCGGCGACGCCGCCUCCCUCCGCACCACCGCCUGGUGCAGCUACGGCGAGGACAACGUCAACUUUGUCGUUCCCUCCACCAUUCCCAACGGACAGUACUUGGUCCGCGGUGAGCACAUCGGCCUCCACGGCGCCCACGACGGUCAGGCUGAGUUCUACUACGCCUGCGCCCAGCUCGAGGUCACCGGCAACUCCGCCACCAGCAUGCCCGGCACUGGCGUUUCCAUCCCCGGUGUCUAUAAGCAGGCCGAUGCCGCCGUCAACUUCAGUCUCUGGGGCUCUUCUACCUCCUACAAUGUCAUUCCCGGCCCUGAUGUCAUCCCUGGUGGUACCACCCGCGGCAGCGCCAACGGAUCCAGCGGCGACAAGAUUGCUACCGUUGCUGGCGGCAGCAACGCUGCUUCUGCCGGCAGCGCCACCACUGCCAAGGCCGCUGCCGCCGCUGCCACUCCUGAUUGCUAG